AUGACCCUCGAAGUCGAUGCCGCAUUCGCAGCCGCAGCACACAAUCCAGACGUAAAAGUCAUCGUCCUGCUCGGCAAGGGAGACAAUUUCAGUUCUGGCCACGACCUUGGGACUCCUGAACGACUCGCUGAUGGCGUGUCGGAUCCACUCAAGCAGCAGGGUAUGAGAGGCGAUUAUGAGAUGUGGAGCUCGACAGAUGUGGAGGCGUGUUUGAGAUGGAGAGCGGUUAAGAAGCCUGUUGUCUGUGGUAUACAAGGCUACGUAGUUUUCCAUGGUGUAGCAGUCGCAUCAGUCGCAGACGUAAUCUUUGCUGCAGACGACCUGAAAAUGAUGCCUUCACUGGUCGAAGUCACGACACUACCAUGGGACCUAGCUCUAAACGCCCGUCGCGCUAAGGAAAUAAUGUUUGCACAACGCUUUAUCCUCGCACAAGAAGCUCUUGAACUCGGUCUUGUAAACCGUGUUUUCCCUGCAUCAAAGCUCCGUGAUGAGGUUGUCGCGUAUGCGAAAGUUGUGGCCAAAGCGGAUGGGUUUCAUUUGUGGAUGAUGAAGAAUGCUGUUAAUGGGGCGAUGGAUUCUGCUGGAUACACACAGAAUAUUCGAAGCAACCUAAACACAUGGGCAGCAUACUAUGCAUCAUUGGCUGAUCCAGCUACACAGGGCAAAAAAGCAGAGUUUGCUGCGUCAAAGAGAAUGGCUCCUAUUCCUGGUGCAUUGACACCGGAAGUGAUGAGGUGGUCUGAGAAUGCCACUUUGAUGAAGAAGGCAACCAAAUUAUAA
Synchytrium microbalum is the source of this 780-nucleotide messenger RNA. RefSeq lists its product as uncharacterized. The coding region runs from base 1 to 780 and encodes 259 amino acids. The transcript is spliced from 4 exons. Lineage: Eukaryota; Fungi; Chytridiomycota; Chytridiomycetes; Synchytriales; Synchytriaceae. The record is from RefSeq and is a predicted model, not a curated record.